Messenger RNA from Dipodomys spectabilis (banner-tailed kangaroo rat), 444 nucleotides. RefSeq names its product microseminoprotein beta (gene Msmb). The transcript has 4 exons. The record is from RefSeq and is a predicted model, not a curated record. The coding region runs from base 28 to 372 and encodes 114 amino acids. Lineage: Eukaryota; Metazoa; Chordata; Mammalia; Rodentia; Heteromyidae.
CUGCUGUAAGGGAUCCUGCUCAUCACCAUGAAAGCUCUCCUGGGCAGCUUUGUGGUCCUUGCCACCUUUAUGACUUCAUGCAAUGCCCAGUGCUACUUCAUACCAGGUACCGAACCUGGUAUGAAUUUAACUGAUGAAUGCCAGGAUACUGAUGGAGCCAAAUACCCAGUUCACAAGACUUGGCAGACUGAAAACUGUUUUGAGUGCACCUGCAACGAAGAGGGAAUUCAGUGUUGCAAUAAAGUUCCUGUGCCUUCAGGUUAUGACAGACUCAACUGCAAGACUAUCUUCUAUAAGGAGAACUGCACGUAUAGCGUGGUGGAGCGAGAUGACCCAGGAAAGAUAUGUGAUGUCAACAGCUGGGUAUUGUAGAGAACAAGAUCCCAUGAGUAGCAUCAGCCUGCCCAAUCCAGGCCCAUUUUUCAACAGCCUUGAUAUUCUGUG